Molecule: messenger RNA, 1308 nt
Organism: Penicillium argentinense
Lineage: Eukaryota; Fungi; Ascomycota; Eurotiomycetes; Eurotiales; Aspergillaceae
Gene: png1
Product: peptide-N4-(N-acetyl-beta-glucosaminyl)asparagine amidase
Exons: 2
Coding region: 1-1308 (435 amino acids)
Biological process (GO): protein deglycosylation; glycoprotein catabolic process; protein quality control for misfolded or incompletely synthesized proteins
Cellular component (GO): cytosol; nucleus
Molecular function (GO): peptide-N4-(N-acetyl-beta-glucosaminyl)asparagine amidase activity
Source: RefSeq, a predicted model, not a curated record
AUGGCGGACGGCAAACCCCAGCACCGGCCGGCCCAGCCGGCCUCGACCAACUACGACGCCAACUCCCUCACCCGCGAGUUCGAACAGUUGAUGCGGACCAAGCGAUUCAACCAACUCCAGGAAGAUUCCCGUUCACGAGCCGGUUCUCAGUCGCCUGUUCCGACCGCCAGCCAUUCUAUUCCACCGCCCUCGCGAGCUCCGCCGCCGCCGCCUUCGAUGGCCGCGCGACCGGCUUCCCAGCCAGCAUCGCCAGCACCCGCCAAGCGCCAUCUCCCCAUCAUGCCAUCGCCGCCCCAGGAUGCAGCCUCGCUCAAAUUUUUUAAUUUAUUGAAGGGACUCUCGGUGACACCAACAAAAUACGAAAACCCAGGCCUUCUCGAUGAGGCCCUUUGCGUCAUCCCUCUCGAUCGUCUUUACUCUGAAGCCGAGGAGGAGUCCCAGAUUCUGCAGGCCCAAGCAGCCAGUGUUGGUAAAAAGCCAGAAUGGGGCUAUCAAGAUUGUGUGGUUCAAGCGAUCCUUCUUCCAAUUCGUCAACAACCCCCAUGCUCGCAAUGCUGCAUGCCCACCAUCGCCCAGGGUAUGACGCCCCCAUCGCCCGACGAGACCGCCCGCGGCGCCACCCGCGUCGAGCUGUACCGCUGCUCUGAGCCACGAUGCGGCGCCUACGAGCGAUUUCCCCGGUAUUCCGACGUUUGGCAACUCCUUCAAACUCGCCGUGGACGAGCUGGCGAGUGGGCCAACUGCUUCAGCAUGUUCUGCCGUGCCGUCGGCGCUCGGGUUCGCUGGGUCUGGAACGCCGAGGACCACGUUUGGACUGAGGUCUACUCGGAGCACCAGCGACGAUGGGUGCACGUGGAUGCUUGUGAAGAGGCCUUCGACAACCCCCGUCUUUACGCCGAGGGAUGGCGCCGGAAGAUCUCCUACUGUGUCGCCUUCGGAAUCGACGGUGCGACCGAUGUGACCCGCCGCUACGUUCGCAACUUUACCAAGCACGGCAACCCACGAAUUCGUGCAUCCGAAGAGGUUGUGCUGUGGUCCAUCCAGGAGAUUCGACGCAAGCGCCGUGAGAACAUGUCCAAGACCGACCGGGCCCGUCUUCUGAAGGAGGACGAGCGUGAAGAGCGGGAGUUGCGAGGAUUCACUGCCUCCGCUCUGGCGGCUGAGAUCAAUAACAUCCUGCCACGCAGCCUUGUGGACCGACCGGACGCCCAGAAGCACGCCGAUGCCCGCCAGGAGGCCCAGAGCGAAUGGCUCGCUGCCAGAGGCCAUGGUCACUCCGGACCUGAUCGGUCGCGUGAUGGACGAUAA